This is a messenger RNA of Lathyrus oleraceus (garden pea), 1287 nucleotides long. RefSeq names its product protein GRAVITROPIC IN THE LIGHT 1. The record is from RefSeq and is a predicted model, not a curated record. Gene Ontology annotation, biological process: negative gravitropism; response to red or far red light. Bases 1 to 1287 code for a protein of 428 amino acids. Lineage: Eukaryota; Viridiplantae; Streptophyta; Magnoliopsida; Fabales; Fabaceae. The transcript has a single exon.
AUGGAGUUAUCAACAAACACUAAACCUGUGAAACCCAGCUCAAAUAUAUCAGAAAUGGUUUACAAACUUGCCAAAGUUUGUAAAUUGAAGUCUAUUGGGGUUUUCACUUCUGAAAUCCCUAAUCUUGAACAUUUGCACAAACCGGUUGAAGUUCAUCCUCACUGUAUUGUUGAAGUGAAAACCAAAGAGGAUUCUUCUGGUGAUUUGGUGAUGUUGAAUAAGAUAUUUGAUUCUGUUUUAGAUUUGAAGUUUGCAUAUCUUGAGCUUCAACAAGCUCAUAUUCCUUAUGAUCCGAAAAAGAUUGUUGCUGCUGAUGAUGUUGUUGUGGCUGAGAUUGGGAAGCUUUGCAAGUUUAAGAGUGAGUAUAAGGAGAAGCAGUCUAAGAAAGCGAUUAUCAAUGCUGAACUUUAUGAUCUUUUUAUGAAAGAAAUUGUGGCAAAAGAGGCUUUUUUAGGGAAGCUUAAGUCUCGAAAAAGUGCGAAAGAUUUUAAGCUUCUUCGGUUGCGGCAAGAGCGUGACAAUUUGGAAAUAGGGAACAAGAAUCUGAAUGAGAAGAUCAAACAGAUUAGGUUAGAGCAUAGGAAAAAUUCAAGUGUGUUGAGUGUUGCUAAGUUUCAAGAUGUCUUCAAGGCUGCUUCGAAAUCUAUUCAUGAUUUCGCGAAACCUUUGAUUAGUUUGAUGAAAGCUUCGGGUUGGGAUCUUGAUAUGGCAACAAAGUCGAUUGCGAACAAUGCUGUAUAUUCGAGAAAAUGCGACAAGAAAUAUGCUUUUGAGGCCUACAUUGGACGGAGAAUGUUUCAUGGUAUUGCGUUAACUUCCUAUGAUGUGAGUGAUGUUAUGAAGUUUGAUGACCCGUACGAUGCGCUAAUGGAGAAUCCAGAGUCAGACUUCGCUAGAUUUUGCCGAGCGAAAUAUCUUCUAGUUGUCCAUCCUGAAAUGGAAGAGUCUUUCUUUGGAAAUUCGGAUUACCGCGAAUUCAUAUCGAGCGGCAAGCAUCCAAGAACAGAAUUCUAUCAGUUAUUUGCAAGAAUGGCAAAAUGGAUUUGGGUUUUACUCGGAUCUGCAGUCACAAUAGAUCCUAAUGCAACCAUGUUUUCUGUGAGCAAAGGCAGCAUCUUUUCAAGUUCAUACAUGGAAUCUGUUGGGAAAGAAAACGAGUUCGCAAGUCCUUCCGAUGAAGAACAACUCGCAACCUAUAAAGUUCAGUUUAUGAUCAUGCCAGGGUUUAAAAUUGGACCGAUGAUCGUGAAGUCUCGAGUCUAUGCUUCGCAAGACCGUUCAAGCUAA